Didymodactylos carnosus is the source of this 570-nucleotide messenger RNA. The record is from the annotation of a GenBank genome assembly. NCBI's taxonomy places the organism in Eukaryota, Metazoa, Rotifera, Eurotatoria, Philodinida, Philodinidae.
AUGAAUACUGACACGAAAUUAAUAUCAUGUUUAUUGCCACCAAAAUUCAGCGGUAGAAACGAUGAAGACUUUGAAGAAUGGUUAAAAUGUUUUAACCGAUGUUCUGUAGCGCACCAGUGGACUGUAGACAGAAAGACAGAAAUAAUUCCGGCGCUUCUAGCCGGUCAAGCAGCAGAUAUUUAUGAUGAUAUGCGACAAUUGGAUAAAACCAUUUAUCCGCGUGUGAUCCAAGCAUUACGUCAAAAACUAUGUAGUCCAGAGAAGAAGCAUCUCUAUAUGAACCAGUUGUACAAUUUGAAACAAUCAACAUCCGAACCCGUCAGUGAGUACGCAAGAUCAAUAGAAAAAUUAGUGAAAAAAUCGUAUCCAGAUAUGGUUGUAAAUGAACGCGAUGCAAUUAUGCGUGAACAUUUCGUCCAUGGAUUGCAAGAUAAUUUAAAACGCUGGGUGUUACAAGGUGAUUCGAUAACUUUUGAAGAGGCCGAACGUCGAGCCAUACGUGAAGAAUGUAAUAGUCAUCUAACAACAAUUAUACAGAAUUACACAAAUUAUACAGAAUUGUUACAGUAG